Messenger RNA from Zasmidium cellare ATCC 36951, 3048 nucleotides. RefSeq lists its product as uncharacterized. The coding region runs from base 1 to 3048 and encodes 1015 amino acids. Gene Ontology annotation, biological process: aspartyl-tRNA aminoacylation. The transcript has 3 exons. NCBI's taxonomy places the organism in Eukaryota, Fungi, Ascomycota, Dothideomycetes, Mycosphaerellales, Mycosphaerellaceae. Gene Ontology annotation, molecular function: RNA binding; ATP binding; aspartate-tRNA ligase activity. The record is from RefSeq and is a predicted model, not a curated record. Gene Ontology annotation, cellular component: cytoplasm; cytosol; aminoacyl-tRNA synthetase multienzyme complex.
AUGUCGCUCAAAAAGGCCCUCAACAGCAUCAAACCGCGCAGCGGUUCCAACUCCGCUGCCGGCAGCGACAAUGAGAGUCCCGCCCCCAAGGGCCACCACCACAAGGACCACGAGCACCGCUCUGGCACUGGCCUGUCCUCCUUGUCCAAUGGCAUUGGCAACCUGAGCUUCGGACGGCACUCGACCGACUCCGCGAGACGCUCCCUGGACGUCGCAUCGCCUUCACCUUCGCGAGCGUCCAAGGAGCACCACCGCUCAUCCCACAGCCCUCUAGGCUUCCUCCGCCGCAAGACGCGUCUCGGCUCAGACGACUCCCACUCUUCGACUGAGGAUCUGCCAUUGAACCGCGAGGGCGAGCCCCUCAGCCGCAACCAGCAGCGCAAGCAUGAGCGCCAAGCAGAGAAGGAGAAGCACCGCAAGGAAGCUGAAGCUCGCAUGGAAGCAGACCGCAAGCGCAAGGAGGAGAUGGAGCGCAAGGCCGCUGAGGAGGAGACGGAAGAGCAGAAGUCAAAGUACGGCACGUUGCCUGUCAACUACUACGCCGGUCAAUUGAAGCACGAGGAUCACGUAGACCUGCGAGACCUGAAAUCCAGCGACGUGGGCAAGGUUGUGCUUUUCAGAGCUCGUCUUCACAAUAUCCGCAAGCUGAGCGCCCAUCUCAUGUUUGUGGAGCUUCGCCAGCAAACCCACACCAUCCAGGGCAUCCUCCACGAGCAUGGAAGUGUCUCACAGCACUUUUUGUACUGGGCCGAGCAUCUCCACGUCGAAUCGAUUGUCCGCGUGCGAGCUGUGAUCCAAGAGCCAAAGGCCAAGCAGGGCGAGAUCAUUGGUGUGUCCAUCCACAACUUGGAGGUGCACAUCCAUGAAAUGCACGUCGAGGGUACCCCCACCGAACCUCUCCCAUUCACCGUGCACGAGGCCGAAGUCAGCAAAGCAGAGACCCAGGCUGAAGGAGAUACCCGCCACCGCGUCUCAGACCGAGCUCGUCAGAAUAACAGAAUCAUCGAUCUGCGCACCACCACUUCACAAGGUAUCUUCCGCGUCCAGUCCGGUGUCUGCCAGGCAUUCCGUGCCCACCUUCACUCGCUCGGCUUCCUUGAAAUCCACACGCCCAAGCUCCAAGGUGCAGCCUCUGAGUCGGGAGCUAGUGUCUUCAAGGUCGAUUACUUUGGCAGGCCUGCGUUUUUGGCUCAGUCGCCCCAGCUUGGCAAGCAGAUGUGUAUCGCCGCAGAUAUGAAGCGUGUGUUUGAGAUUGGCCCCGUCUUCCGAGCUGAGAACAGCAACACCCACCGACAUUUGACGGAGUUCACUGGUCUUGAUUUGGAGAUGGCCAUUGAUGAGCACUACCACGAAGUCCUCCGCACCCUCGACAGCACCUUCAAGGCUAUCUUCAAGUUUGUGUACGAAAAUUACAAGGAAGAGAUUGAGGUGGUCAAGCGACAAUUCCCUCAUGACGACCUUGUCUGGCUUGACGAGACUCCAGUCAUCCCAUUCGCCGAGGGCAUCCGCAUGCUCAAUGCAUCUGGAUACCGCGAUGAGAAUGGAAACGAACUGUCUGAGAAUGAAGAUAUGGGUACACGUGAUGAAAUCGCGCUCGGUGCGGUGAUCAAGGAGAAGUACAAGACCGACUACUACGUCCUGGACAAGUUCCCAACAUCCGCACGACCCUUCUAUGCCAUGCCUGAUCCUGACAACGCCGACGUCACGAACUCAUUCGACAUCUUCCUGAGAGGGCAGGAAAUUCUUUCCGGUGGCCAGCGUAUUCACGAUGCGAACAUGCUCGCUGCGAAGAUGGAGAAGAUGAGAAUGGACCCCAAGACACUUGAAGAGUACAUGAGCGGUUUCGAAUGGGGUGCUCCACCACACGGCGGCGGUGGUAUCGGUAUGGAGCGUAUUCUCAUGCUUCUGCUGAAGCUUGGUGACAUCCGAAACGCCACGCUCUUCGCACGCGAUCCACGGUCUCUGCCCUACAAGCCUCCGGUCAAGCAACUCAGACAUCCAGAAGCCAGCACUUUGCACCCUCCAUGGAUUGGAACCGACCGAGUCACCGCUCACCAGGAUCUCCAGCCCAUCGAGAAGCUCAUUGCCAAUUACGGCGAUGCUUCCAACACAUCCUGGCUCGAGCCCAAGUUCGAGCACUGGCGAGAUCCCAACACAGGUGCAGCUGUUGGUUUCGUACCUCAUGAGGGGUAUGCGAUUACUAUUGGUGAUCCGCUUUGUCACGCCAGCCAGUACGCCAAGACCAUUGGCGGAUUCUUGCGGUACAUCAAGAAAGACCGACAUCUCAAGCCCCUGUGGUUGCUCUGCGGUGGUGCGGUGGAGGAAGUGCUCGCAAACAAGUUCGAUUGGCGAACUUUGUCUGUGGCUGCUGAACAGCGUCUUGACCCUGGAAACAACCCAGCAGCUCGGGAUCCUGAAAUUCAGCGGAAGUGCCGCCACGCUGAGAAGGAGGGUGUCAAGACUCACGAUAUCUUAAUCGGCACCACAGUGCCCAAGGACGUCAAGGAGAAGAUCGACAAGCGAAUCGAAGAUUGGCUCAAGAACCGCAAGGGCAAGCAGGUCCAUCUGACAGACGUGCACCCUUGGCAAGAUGUGGCACACAGGCAAUAUCAUUACACCACCACCAAGGACGGUCAGAUCUGUGGUCUGGUCAUUCUGGCCCAGCUCUCACCUGAUCAUGGGUGGCAAGUCAAAUUCGCGCUCGACUUCCCGGGUGCUCCAUCCGGCGCCAUCGAGUUGCUUGUCUUGCACGCCCUGAAGGCUGCGGCAGCGACUGGUGCUACUUCUGUCACGUUCGGUGGUGGUGCCAGCUCGAAGCUCACCCCCGGUCACAACCUGAAGGGUACUCGAGUGAAGGUGCUGGCCAAGGCCUACCACGCCAUCGCCACCGAGUUGAAGUUGACGAACAAGAGCGAGUUCCGAGAGAAGCUUGGUGCUCAAGAUGAUCCAAUCUAUGUUUGCUACCCACCCCACGGUCUCGGCCCAGGUGGUGUCCGUGCCAUUCUGAGCUUCUUCGAGGACGAGGAUGACUCUUCGAAACUUGGUUAG